GCCGCGGACGACGAGGCCUUCCUGAGGGCGGCGGAGGCCGAGCUGGAGGAGGCCGACGCCCUGUCCAGGCUGGCCAAGGGCGAGGAGGCCGAGAAGGUGGUGAGAAGAGCCGACAAGGCCGGCCGGCGCCGGGUGCCUGGCCGGGCUGGCGCCGAGGCUGCCAGCGCCGACGAUAGCGCUCACCCCGCCAGCGGGGAGGACGACCCGACGCAGGCGUUGCUGAAGCAGCUGACCAUCCAGAGGCAUGGUGUCUGA
Molecule: messenger RNA, 255 nt
Organism: Prorocentrum cordatum
Lineage: Eukaryota; Dinophyceae; Prorocentrales; Prorocentraceae
Source: the annotation of a GenBank genome assembly